Molecule: messenger RNA, 1494 nt
Organism: Aphanomyces astaci
Lineage: Eukaryota; Oomycota; Saprolegniomycetes; Saprolegniales; Verrucalvaceae
Exons: 1
Coding region: 1-1494 (497 amino acids)
Biological process (GO): amino acid transport; transmembrane transport
Cellular component (GO): membrane
Molecular function (GO): amino acid transmembrane transporter activity
Source: RefSeq, a predicted model, not a curated record
AUGUGCCCAACCAGCGUUGACAUUUGGGCGGUGGGCAUUGCCGUUGUCAUUGGAGGUCAAUACUUCUCGUGGAACGAAGGGCUUGCUGCAGGGAGCGUCAGUUACGGCAUUGCCGUGGGUGCCAUGGGAAUGGCGUACUUGUGUUUGACGCUGUCGAUGGCCGAAAUGACCAGCAUGAUGCCGUUCGCGGGGGGUGCGUACGGCCUCGGCCGAUGCACGUUGGGGUUCUUCACUGGCUUUUUGCUUGGGUGUUGCGAAACCCUCGAGUACAUCCUGUACGUCACGUGCUCGUGCCUGACCUUGAGCCGAAUGCUGGCCACGAAAUGGCCCGAGCUCGACAAGUGCAAGUACCUUGUGUGGGCGAUGUCGUAUGUGGUGGCGUGCUUGGCGUUGGCUCGCGGCGGCCGUACGUAUUGGAUGUGGAAUCGAGCCAUGGCUGCCAUAUCCUUGGGCAUCGUCGUGAUUUUUUGCUUGGGUUCGCUUCCGUUUGUGGACACCACUCUGCCUUUCCAGUCGGAUUACUUCGUUGUGGGCGAUUUAACGGACUUUAUAGAAGCGUUUCCAAAGGCUGCUUGGUUCUUCAUUGGCAUCGAAUCGCUCAACACAUUGAGCAAUGCCGUGCCAAACCCCAAGUCCACCAUUCCCCGGGGCCAGCUGGCUAGCAUGGUGACACUGCUCAUCACAGCGACGUGGACGUACGUUGUGUGCAUGUUGUUGCCUCCAGGAUUGCCCACACUGAGUGCCGAGCUGUCCCCGUUGAACCGUGGCUUUACGCGCAUGUUCAACAUUUCCAACGCAACUGCGACGUUGUUGGCGGUGCCUGCCACGUUUGCCACGGCUCAAGGCUUCAUGUUGUCGUACUCGAAUAUCCUCAUGGCAAUGGCCAACUCGAAAUUACUUCCGGCUUUCCUCGCCACUCGCCACACGUCGUUUGGAACGCCUGUGAACGCGUUGGUGUCCGGCACGAUGGUCAGUUUCGCGCUGUGCUUCGUUGUGGAUGCGUGGUCGUUGGACCAAUAUGUGUUUAAUGCGUGCAUGCUGUUUGCAUUUACGUCGUACACGGCGCAAUGCCUGGGGUACAUUUUCCUCAAGACCCAUCACAAGACAACCAAGAGAUUGUUUACGAGUCCGCUGGGCAUUGGUGGGGCUGUGUUUGCCAUGUGUGUGUGGGUGCUGAACACGAUCGGGAUUGUGGCGUUUCAAGGUGAUCACCAGAUGAGCCUCAUUUUUGUGGUACUGCUGGUGGGAGUGUGCUCUGGGUACUAUCACGGCUACGCCAAGCAUCACCAAUCGUUCUCGGAAGAAGAGCAAAAGAUCAUGCUGUUUGCCCAUAUUGCAAUCCACAAUUCGGCCAAGGCCAAACAGGCAAAGAGAUCCAAGGGAAGUUUAAGUUCCAGGGGCAGUACGAGAAAAAUGAGCAAGAGAUACCUCCAAGUAGGGGUGCGUCCGUCAAGUUCUGUGGCCGUGACUAACACUACUGCAAUUGAAUCAUAA